AUGGAGUUAUUAUUAAAACCACCAAGUGAAAACAACAGCAAUGGCAAUGAAAAUGGAAGUGUUGUUGCUAUCAUAAAAUCAAAUGAAAUGAAGAGUGCGAGAGAGAUCGAACGAAGAAUCCUCCAGCACCUCCAUGGGCACCGCAGUCGGAUCCAUCUUACCCAAAUUCACGCUCAUACCCUCCGCCACCAUCUCCAUCAAUCCAACCUCAUCCUCUCUCACUUCGUCUCCGUUUGCGCCUCGCUCCGCCAGAUGGACUACGCCCAUCUCCUCUUUCUCCAAACCCAACACCCCAACAUCCUCCUCUUCUAUUCAAUCAUCAAAGCCUACUCUUUGUCCCCAUCCCAUAACUCACUUAACUUGUUUUCCCACAUGAAGAAACGUCGAAUCUGGCCUGAUCAAUUCACUUUUGCUCCUCUACUCAAGUCUUGUUCCAAUCUUUGCGAUGUUAACUUUGGGAAAACGGUGCAUGCUCAAGUCCUUUCACUCGGGUUUCACUGCUUUCGUGCUGUUAGGAUUGGAUUAGUUGAAUUGUAUGUUAAUUGCGGGAAAUUAGAUGAUGCUAAGAAGGUGUUCGACGAAAUGCGUGAGAGAGAUGUUAUUGUCUGGAAUUUAAUGAUUAGUGGGUAUUGUAAAAAUGGAAAUGUGGACAUGGGUUAUAACCUCUUUAAGGAGAUAGGAGAGAGGAGUAUAGUUUCGUGGAAUACGAUGUUGUCUUGCUUGUCCAAAAGUGAGCGAGAGGGUGAAGCUUUGAAAGUUUUUCAUGAGAUGUGUCAUAACGGUUUUGAGCCUGAUGAGGCGACAGUGGUGACUAUGCUUCCGGUUUGUGCUCGUUUGGGGGAAGAUGACGUCGGCCAAUGGAUCCAUUCUUAUGCCAAAUCAGAUAAACUUUAUGAAAAACAUGUUUCUGUAGGAAACUCACUUGUCAAUUUCUACUGCAAACGUGGGCUUCUGGAUGCUGUUUUCACAGUUUUCAACGAUAUGCCCUUGAGAAAUGUAGUUUCUUGGAAUGCCAUGAUUUCCGGUUUGGCUUUCAAUGGCAGAGUCGAAGAGGGUUUAGCUUUGUUUGAUGAGAUGAUCAAGAACGGAUUGACUCCAAACGAGUCCACUUUUGUCGGUGUCUUAACAUGCUGUGUACAUUCAUGGUUGAUUCAAAGAGGCAAGGACCUGUUUUCGUCAAUGGUAUCGAACCAUCAAAUCAAGCCAAAGCUCAAGCAUUAUGGGUGCAUGGUUGAUCUUCUUGGGCACGGGGGGUCGGUGAAAGAGGCUUAUGAGUUAAUUUUAUCAAUGCCCAUGAAGCCAAAUGUUGCACUAUGGGGUGCAUUACUAAGUUCGUGUCAUAAUCAUGAUACGUUUGAAUCUGCGAGAUGGAUUUAA
Molecule: messenger RNA, 1377 nt
Organism: Helianthus annuus (common sunflower)
Lineage: Eukaryota; Viridiplantae; Streptophyta; Magnoliopsida; Asterales; Asteraceae
Product: pentatricopeptide repeat-containing protein At1g09190
Biological process (GO): RNA modification
Molecular function (GO): RNA binding; protein binding
Source: RefSeq, a predicted model, not a curated record